AUGAACGUCGGCCGCCCGCUCGCGAAUUCGAUGCGGAAAAAAAUCUCCGACGCGUUGAAACCAUCCGUUCUCGAAAUCGUCGACGAGUCUUGGCAGCACGCCGGACACAGCGGGAACCCAUCCGGCGACGCGUCCGCGGAAACGCACUUUAACGUCGAGAUCGUUUCGGAAAUGUUUGAAGGUUUGAAUCAAGUGAAAAGGCAACGGAAAGUGUACCAAUUGUUGGAGGAGGAAUUCAACGAGAAAGGGUUGCACGCGUUGCAGAUGAAGACGAAAACGCCCGAGGAGUACGAACUCUCCGCGAAGAAGUAA
Messenger RNA from Bathycoccus prasinos, 312 nucleotides. RefSeq lists its product with no specific name. The record is from RefSeq and is a predicted model, not a curated record. Lineage: Eukaryota; Viridiplantae; Chlorophyta; Mamiellophyceae; Mamiellales; Bathycoccaceae. The transcript has a single exon. Bases 1 to 312 code for a protein of 103 amino acids.